AUGUUUGACGAAUGGUUUAAAUAUGAAUCUGGACAUGCUUGGUGUGAAAGUGCAUAUAAAUAUCAAACAUCACCAAUGGUUGCUGAAUUUACUAAUACUAUAACAAAUUUACCUAUUAUGGUACUACCAAUGGUUAAUGCAAUGUUAUUAAGAAAAUAUAUUAAAGAAAUUAAUUCAAUGAUUUUUUGGCCACAUUUACUUUUAACAAUUAAUGGUAUUGCAUCAACUUAUUACCAUGCUACAAUAAAUCUUUUUGGUCAGUUAGUUGAUGAACUUUCAUUAGUAUGGCUUCUUACAAUAUGUUUAUUCUCAUAUUUACCAAUUAUGAAGUGUUUUCCUGAAAAAUGGCAUAAAUAUAUACCCCAAAUACGUUUAUAUCUUGGAAUUUUUACAAUUAUUGUAAGUAUUUUAUGUUUUGUUGAACCAUCAUUAAAUGCAAUUGCAUUAAUGAUUUUCUCAAUUCCUGGUUGUUUUGUAAUAUAUUAUGAAGGUAAACAUAGUGGUAUUGAAGAGACAUCAAAAUGUGUUGAUAGAAUAUCUGUAUUAUGGGGAUUAGCAGCAACAUUUUGGGUUUCAGAUCGUAUAUUUUGUGAUUUUUGGUUAUAUUUAGGUACUCCUUAUUUACAUGCUAUGUUCCAUAUUUUUGCAUCAUGGGCUGGAUAUACAUGCUUUCUUAUGUUUUCUUUAAUUGAUAUUCAUAAAAAAUCGCAAAAACAUAAGUAUAUAGCAAAAGUUAAAUACAUUCCAUCAAAUAAUAAGGGUAUAUUUUGUAUUCCAUAUAUAACACUUCUUGAUAAAAGAAUUGAAUAG
This is a messenger RNA of Strongyloides ratti, 810 nucleotides long. RefSeq names its product Alkaline ceramidase 1. The record is from RefSeq and is a predicted model, not a curated record. The transcript has a single exon. NCBI's taxonomy places the organism in Eukaryota, Metazoa, Nematoda, Chromadorea, Rhabditida, Strongyloididae. Gene Ontology annotation, molecular function: hydrolase activity, acting on carbon-nitrogen (but not peptide) bonds, in linear amides. Gene Ontology annotation, biological process: ceramide metabolic process. The coding region runs from base 1 to 810 and encodes 269 amino acids. Gene Ontology annotation, cellular component: membrane.